Pieris rapae (cabbage white) is the source of this 5066-nucleotide messenger RNA. RefSeq names its product ceramide transfer protein (gene cert). Gene Ontology annotation, cellular component: Golgi apparatus. Gene Ontology annotation, biological process: ER to Golgi ceramide transport. NCBI's taxonomy places the organism in Eukaryota, Metazoa, Arthropoda, Insecta, Lepidoptera, Pieridae. The coding region runs from base 121 to 1785 and encodes 554 amino acids. The record is from RefSeq and is a predicted model, not a curated record. Gene Ontology annotation, molecular function: phosphatidylinositol-4-phosphate binding. The transcript is spliced from 12 exons.
UUAUCACAAUCAAAGUUCAAAAAGCAAAACAUUUUCGGUAGGUGUAACGAGAUAGUGUUUUUAUUACAAAUAUUUGUUUUAAUUUUGUUAAAUCAUUUCGAUUCGAAUUUAAAUUCAAACAUGUCGGAUGAAAAUAUAACUGUGAGUGACAAUUCAGAUUUAGAAGAUAUAGCUCCUCCGGAGUUGCGCGGAUACUUGAGUAAAUGGACGAAUUAUAUACAUGGGUGGCAAGAUAGAUUCAUUGUGUUAAAAGAUUCAACAUUGUCCUAUUACAAGAGUGAGCUGGAGAGUAAUUUAGGAUGUCGCGGUGCACUUUGUUUAAAAAAAGCUAAAGUCAAGCCACAUGAAUUUGAUGACCGCAGAUUUGAUGUCUCUGUAAAUGACUGUGUAUGGUACUUAAGGGCGUCCAAUCCUGAGGAGAAGCAACAAUGGAUUGAUGUUUUGGAGUCAUUUAAGGUGGAAUCAGGGUAUGGGACAAAUUCAGACAGCAGCUCUAAUGGAGGUGGUCUCAGAAGACAUGGAUCUAUUUCCUCUUUACAGUCUACUGGAUCACAUGGCCGCACAUCCCGCCGUCUGGCUGAAAAAAUCGCGGAGCUCGAGACAUACAAUGAUCUAUUGUCAAAGCAAGCAAUUCAACUGCAACACUAUUUUGACUUUAGCAUCGCCAGUUACCCACAGAUUAACGAUGACAUUGCGGAAGCAAUUGACGCUGUCAAAUUGGCGGACAGUAUAGAUCAAAAGAAAAACCUGAAUGAAGUGAGAGCGACCAGUAAAUCAUUCCGGGCGACUUGUAGCGCGACUAUCGCCACGGUGCAACAUUGUGUCGACUUGUUGAAGCGACGCGAGAAACAGGCGCGGUCCGCUGAAGAGUUAUACAUGGCUUUGAAGAAUCAGUUGAAUGAAGCUCGCUUGGCGUCGAAACCCGGGCCGGAUCACGAGGAGGGACCGCACUCUACCCUUCCAGACGACGAGUUCUAUGAUGCGGUUGAGACAGGCUUCGACAAAAUGGAGGAAGAGAGGUGUGCCCGCGUGUCCUCACCCACGGAGGUCACAAGAGAUGAGGUGGAACUGCCUCCGCCGGCCAUUGACAACAGACUAACAGUGCAUCCAUUGUGGGCAGAGAUCGACAGGAUAUCCACGGAACAGAUUCAGGCUGCGUUUGAAGGUGUUGGAGGAGAGAUUGGUUGGCAGCUUUUUGCUGAAGAGGGGGACAUGAGAAUGUAUAGGAGAGAAAUGGAAGUAGAUGGAAUGGUGAUGGACCCUCUGAAGGCGAUACACAAAGUCCGGGGCGUGUCUGCGAGGGAGAUGUGCCAUUAUUUCUUCAACCCGAGAUACCGAUAUGAGUGGGAGACGACCCUAGAGACGAUGAACAUCGUGGAGGCCGUGUCGUCUGACACGCUGGUGUUCCAUCAGACCUUCAAGCGCAUCUGGCCUGCCUCGCAGAGGGACGCCCUCUUCUGGUCGCACGUUAGGGCCGCGCCCCACAAUACCUACGCCGUCACCAACCACUCCACCGUGCAUCCGGAUUACCCGUCCAACACGGGGGCCUGCAUCCGUCUCCUAGUGACGGUGUGCCUCGCGUGUCGCUCCACCUUCCCGCCCAACGAGACCCCCGGACGGGAUAACAUCACCACCAGCAUCGCCUACUGCAGCACGGUAAACCCAGGGGGUUGGGCGCCGGCUGGGGCCUUGCGAGCGAUCUACAAACGAGAAUAUCCAAAAUUCCUUAAACGAUUCACCAACUACGUGGUCGAGCAAUGUCGGGAUAAACCCUUAGCUAUCUAAAUAUAUAAAAAAAAUCUGUUGGGAUAUCGUUUGUACCGUAUUGGAAAAAUCAAUAUAUUUAUUGUUUCUCAAACUAAAAUAGUCAACACAAAUAAAAUAUUUAAAAUUUACGCAAAGAACAAUUCCAGCACUGGAAAGUCACGGAUUAUGACGGGGUUAGGCGAACGAGGCCUUAUUUUGAUUGUUAGAUCUCAUAACUUCCUACUUUAACUGUUUGUCAAAGUUGGAGAUAUUUAUGUCAAAUUUCGUAAACAUAGUGAGAGCAAAUACACGGUUUCGUCGAAAUUAUUAACUAUUGUAAGUUGUCAAAGUGAUUUAGAUGUUAUGUUCAGUCUUUCGACCGAAAUAAUAGAUUAAUUUGUUUUUUUUUAGUACAUUUUACGGACGCGUACGCGUACACUUGCCUCUUAGAGGCUACAAACAUGUGCGUACAAACUGCUUCAUAAUUUGCACGGUUCGCCCAGAAGUCAUCAGUAUGAACUGAACAUGUCUGCUAAUGCCUUUAUAAUUUUGUUUAAAAUUUUGGAUCCGGUCACGGCGAAGUAUCUAAAUCUCUUUGAUGAAUAAUUUUCCAGUACUUUGGAAAGUGACGUUAUAUUUAUGAUAUACUUGAAAAUACUGUAUAUAACACAAUAGAUCUGUAAAGUAAAGUAAUCUAUGUAAACUAUAUAAUGUAAUAUAUGUCUGAUAUGUAUAAAUUCAAACAAAUAUUCUGUACAGAUCUAGGACAUAUUUACGUUUUUUAAAUGAUUAUUAUACGUUAGGACUAAAAAUAUAAUAUUUAAUAUAUUGAUAAGAUGUAUGAGGAUUGUGCUGUUGUCGUUUGAGAUAUGUUUAUUGCGGCCCGUUGCCCAUUUGCCUCCAGAUUUCAUUAAGACGAAAAUCAAAACGGUAUUUGUAUCUAAUAUAUUGGAGAUGAAGUCAAUGUUGAACCAAAGUUGGUAAAUUUGUCACGUGACAUGAGAAUUAUCUUGUGUUAAUUUAAUCGUUAACGUCCGUCAUUGGGUAUUGGAAUCAUCUGAGUUUCCGACAUUACAAUGGUAUUGUGUUUAAAAUGGUGGAUUUAAGAUAAUUCAAUUAAGCUCGAGGCAAAGUUAUCCCUAACGCUGAACAAAUACGCUUUGUCACGUGACAGUUGUCAUACAAACUCGUUUCCGUUGGUGGGUUACGCUUCCUGAAAUGUGAUUUUGUCUCUGCCCCUGGGCUAAGGAAUUUCGAAACUGUCGAAUGUAAAUUGUCAAUGUCGGAAUUCGAAACUGUCACACUAUUUUUUAGACUACUUAAAAUGGACUCGGCUGUCACACAGACAUAUAUUGGAUAGAUUUAAGGGAUUCAGGCACAGAAUAUUUCCGCCAUUAUGUUAACCGAAUUAUAAUUAAUGAAAAUUUAUUUUUUAUGCUCAAUUUAUCUGACGCGAAUUAAAUAUCGUUAAGUGUAAUUUGAUAAAGUCGAAUGAUCGUAUUUUUGAGUAAUCAUUUAAUUGUAAUCGCGGCUCACCGGUUCUAUCUCGUUUUAUUAAUCGGUGAGUGUAAGGGUUAGCAAUAUAUUGAGUUAUGCCAAGUAAGUUCACUGAAGCAAAUAUUUAUUUAGAGACAAAAGCUAGGCAUCUUUUUGUCAUGUCUCAUUAUUAUAAAGCAGUGUUGAGUUACGUUGAAGAGGUCUUAAAUAUACAGAACUCGUUAGAGUUGUAGCACUAUUUUUACUAUAUACUCUUGUUUUUAUUCCGUAGAAUUCUGAUAGAUGAUCAGACUCGUAUUUAAAUUUAAAAUGCCCGGGCUAUGCAGGUUUGUAAUCUCUGACAUGUCAAAAAAUGAUGGCUGUCAGAUUUCUACGGAAUUAAAAAUCAGAGUAUACGUUAAAUUAUUUUUGGCAAUUCCACCUCUAAACAGAAUGUAAGAAAGUGUUGCGUUGACCUAGAGUUACUGCUGUCAAAACCUGUUAUAACGACAUCGAAGGGACUAUUCAUAUUCGUCUAUAUCUAUUAUCGUAUAAACCGAUAGUCGUAUUAGCCCAUUUUGGUCAAUAUAACCGGUAUGUUGUUCUUAACGAUGUCGCCGUAAAGGGUUUUGACUAUUUGCUUAGAUAUAUCUUUUUUACACGACUCGAACCGACUUCCUCAGACUACAUUUAACGUUACAUGAAGUACUUAUUUUGUUUGGGCACACACGAUAAAAAUCAUGUUAGACUAUAAUAUUUUAACUUGAUUUUUAUUUUAUUAUCAUUACAUCGCAAAUUUCAUUCCAAAUAGUUUAUUUACGGAUGUACUAAACUCGUAUGCUAACUGUUAAGGAGAAAACGUGGCGUUUAAGUGUCUUAUAAAUUUUUUGAGGUCAACAUUAUGUAAAGAUAUUGUCAUGUCUGUAUGUACAUGAUUAAUAAAUGAUUAUAGGAUUAGCAUACCGGUUUCGGGAUUUGGUGAAACAGAUCGAAUUGAUGCCAUAACGGAAUUAUCGUGAGUACAAAGGGACCUAUUUGUUGUUACACUUUCCGUAUUCUGGAUUCACCGUUAUUUAGUUAGAUAUUUUAAUGUUAUAUAUAAUUGAUUGUGUUAGAGUUGUAUGAAGAACAACCCCCCUUUUUAAGAAAUAAAUCCUGCACCCUUUUAACGAAAGCCUCUCUCGAUCGUUAAUCCAAUUUGACAGAAAGGGAUUUAGUUGACUUUAUAUAGUCGGAUUAAUUUAAAGAAAAUAGUAUGAUUUAGAAAACAAGGUAAUGCUUUUAAGUCGUAGAUAGACGCAUACUUAUGAAGUGUCAUUUUCAAGUUGUGUACGUGUCGAUGUCAAUGUCAAGCUUUAUGACAUUUUGAUUUAAUCUUGUCUAAUAUAAUCUGUACGUAACUACGUCGAUGCAUUUUUAUUUUUAAAACCAACCAACAUACAACUCUAACACUUUCAUGACGUGGUUAUUAAAUUACGUCAAGGAUAUGAAUUUUUUGUAUAACGAAAUCAGGAUUAAAUUGCAUUUCAUCUGAUUAAUGGAAUGACUACUGCUAUCACAAAAUAAAUCCCCGUUUAAUAUGGUGGCUAUGUUUGAUUACUUGUAAGGACAGACUCGGUGCGAAUUAUUACUCACGUUUGUCAAUCACCUUUUUGACACAUGAAAGCCAUUCGGUCUCAAGUUUGAAUCUGGCUCGGGUAAGAUUUUUGUUAGGUAGCCCGCCUUUGUUAAAUAGAGAUAUCACCAGAAUGUUAAAAUAUUUGAAUGGCGGGAGGUCUAUUUUGUGAUAGGUUUUGAGAAUGUUUUUUUUAAUAAUUGUUUAUAAUAAAAUGUUUUAUCAUUUA